AUGGAGGAAAAAAACAAAAUAGAGCUCGACAUUGAGAGCAUUGUGCCAACUGAAAGCCAUGACAAUCCUAAAUCAGAACAUCCUACUGAAGAUGCUCAAAAAGGUGUCAAAGAAGUUGAGGCAGUGACCUUGACUUGGUCCAAGGCUACAUUGAUUGCAGUCUUUAUCAAUAUCUGGCUCCUCUAUUUCGUCAAUGCUAUGCAGUCCUCUAUUCUUUACAACUUGAUCCCCUACGUUACUAGUGAUUUCUCUUCUCACUCAUUGCUCAAUGUCAUCUACAUUGUCGCCAGUGCCAUCUCUGCAGCCGUAUAUAUUCCAUUGGCCAAAGUGUUAGAUGUCUGGGGCCGUGCUGAGGGCUUCCUUCUCAUGACCAUAUUUGCUACCUUGGGUCUGGUCUUGAUGGCUGUUUGCCACAAUUUGCCCACUUUUUGUGCUGCCUAUGUCUUUUAUAGCAUUGGUUUUGGCGGCAUGACCUUCUCUGUUGACGUGAUUACAGCUGAUUCAUCCAAACUCAAGAAUCGAGGUUUGGCUUACGCUUUUACAUCCUCUCCCUACAUGAUCACUGCAUUUGCUGGUGCUAAAGCAGCAGAAGGCUUUUAUUACAACAUCAGUUGGAGAUGGGGUUUUGGCACAUUCGCCAUUGUGUUCCCUAUCGUAGCUGCCCCCUUGUACUUUAUCCUCAAGUUUAAUCUUCGCAAGGCUAUCAAACAACACAACGUUGAAAAGGUUGACAGUGGUAGGACAUUUUUGCAAAGCGUUUGGCAUUUCAUCAUCCAAUUUGACAUUGUCGGUGUUCUCAUCUUCUCUGUUGGUCUCACUGUCUUUUUGCUUCCAUUCAGUAUUGCUGAUAGCGCUCCUAAUGGCUGGGCUACUGGGUAUAUCAUUGCGAUGAUUGUUGUUGGUUUUGUGAUGCUUAUUAUCUUUGUCUCAUUUGAAACAUUUGUUGCUCCUGUACCACUGUUCAAUUAUAAGCUGCUCUCUGAUCGCACCAUCAUCGGUGUUUGUUUAUUGAAUGCAACUUAUCAGAUCUCUUACUAUUGUUGGGCAAACUACUUUACAUCCUUCUUGCAAGCUGUUAAUAACCUCUCGCUGGCCGAAGCUGGUUAUGUUGGCAACACAUUUGAUGUUGUUUCUGGUGUGCUCUUGCUGGGUGUUGGCUAUUUAAUCCGUAGAUUCGGUCGUUUCAAGUGGUUGUUGUACAUUGCUGUCCCACUUUACAUCUUCGCACAAGGUUUAAUGAUUUAUUUCCGUCGUCCUAAUCAAUCCGUUGGUUACCUUGUCAUGUGUCAAGUUUUUAUCUCUAUCGGUGGAAGCACCUUUAUUAUUGUACAGCAAGUCGCAAUUUUAGCAGCUGUCGAUCAUCAACAUGUGGCAGCAGCUCUUGGUAUAUUGUCUGUCGUUGGUACAGCCUCCAAUGCUAUUGGUGCUACCAUCUGUGGAGCUAUUUGGGCCAACACAUUCCAAUACGCACUUGCUGCGUAUCUCCCUGCUGAAGGCAUGGAAAAUUUUGACAUGAUCUACGAGGACUUGGAGACUCAAUUAAGCUAUGAAAUGGGUAGCCCUGUAAGAAUAGCUAUUCAAGAAGCUUACGGCUAUGCACAAACAAGAAUGCUUGCUGCUGGUACUGGUAUCAUGGGCUUGUGUAUCAUUUGGGUUCUUUUGAUUAGAAACAUUGAUCUUGCAAAGAUUUCACAAGUCAAAGGCACAGUCUUUUAG
Mucor velutinosus is the source of this 1716-nucleotide messenger RNA. RefSeq lists its product as uncharacterized. The record is from RefSeq and is a predicted model, not a curated record. Gene Ontology annotation, molecular function: transmembrane transporter activity. The coding region runs from base 1 to 1716 and encodes 571 amino acids. The transcript is spliced from 4 exons. NCBI's taxonomy places the organism in Eukaryota, Fungi, Mucoromycota, Mucoromycetes, Mucorales, Mucoraceae. Gene Ontology annotation, biological process: transmembrane transport. Gene Ontology annotation, cellular component: plasma membrane.